Kockovaella imperatae is the source of this 1117-nucleotide messenger RNA. RefSeq lists its product as hypothetical. Gene Ontology annotation, cellular component: phagophore assembly site. The transcript is spliced from 7 exons. Bases 49 to 885 code for a protein of 278 amino acids. NCBI's taxonomy places the organism in Eukaryota, Fungi, Basidiomycota, Tremellomycetes, Tremellales, Cuniculitremaceae. Gene Ontology annotation, biological process: autophagosome assembly; autophagy. The record is from RefSeq and is a predicted model, not a curated record.
GUUCCAUUGACACUUUCUUCUUUGUCGUACUUGACACCUCUUACGCCGAUGGAUGUCCUCAAUCACAUAGAGCUGACUAUACCUGUCACUCAAGUCAGACCUACUCUCCGAGCUCUGCUGAAUGCAAUCUUCUUUCAUCGUACGCUUGACGUCUUCGAGCCUGAGACGUGGGACAUAGGCGAAUGUCACAUACCUUCAGUACCCAGUAGCACCAUCGAGAAGACCGUUGCAAGCAAGAUUGAAGAAUUCACCAGGGAGUAUGUAGAUACUAGAGCCCCGAGCGGAGAGAUCGCAGUGGUAUUCCUCCAACGCAAACCACGUAAGGGAUGGUUCGCAGUUACUGAAGAACUCGUGCCGUGGGAGGAGCAUCUCAUCACUUUACACUUCACACGAGAUCGGCCCAAUCCCCAGACUCCGCCACCGAAUCCACUUCCUGCUGCUCUGUUGAAGAUAAUUACGUUCUGCCUCGAGAAGAAUGGCAAUGUGCCUUCUCUGACCGGCACCUCAGAGAACAGCAAUUUGUCGCACCAAAUCUUGGUUGGUCCACCCUCUCCAGCCGAACUUUUCACGCCCUCUCCACCCCUUCAUCCAACCCGCUUGACUUCUCCACCACCGCAGCCUUCCCUCACUACGACGCCGGCCACAGUCAUCGCCAAGGAUCAAACUCUUCCAGCAUCCUCUGCCGUGGCCGAAGUUAGCUCCGCAGGGGCAAGUGUCGCCUCUCCUCCCACGUAUAUUGUUCCUUCAGGAUCCAGUGGAGCCGGCACAGGAGGCAUUGAGCAGUACCUCGAGCAGGCAAAGGAUGGACUGAGAGCGGUUGGUGCGAAAGCAGGCGCCGUAGCCGGCUGGACACAGAGGAGUAGCUCGGCGAGUCGCGGCGUCUGAUCACGUUGGACUCAUCUCGAGCGGAUUGGUUCUCGAGGCAUUCAUGUCCAGCACGAGAGCAAUCUCUUCAUUGCUGAACCGUUCCACCGCCGAGUCUUCAGCUGGACGUGCCGUCCGUCUAUGGUCACUCGACGAAAGAUAUCCUUGGCUCGGUACACUACACGGUCAGAGAAACGGACCUGGUCGAACUCACAGGAAAACUCGUCACGGAAGUGGACGAUCGCAAAUGUCU